CUCAGAGUACUAACGUAAGUCGUGGCGUAACGCGGGGGAUGGCGCAACGCGGGGAAUUCACCCCGCCGACUUCUGAUAACUGUGAAUAACUCAACAAUGGUUCGCUGUAAAAGCCUGGGUGUUGCUGAGCGUGAAACUUUAAUAGCCCAGGCAGUAUUAGACGUCCAAUCUAAGAAGUAUAAGAGUGCAUAUCACGCUGAGAAAGUGCUGGGGCUGCCGAAGAGUUCAGUGACGCGACGCGUCAAUGGAGGUUUGACACGCUCCCAAGCCCGCCAGAAACAGCAGAAUUUAUCAGGCGCGCAAGAACAGAUACUUCUAAAGUGGAUUAAAAACCUAACAAUCAGCGGCUAUUCUCCAGGGCAUCAGUUGUUGAAGGAAAUAGCUGAAGAACUCCGGUCGCACCGGUCACUCAAUUUUGACGACGCGACGCCAAACUUACUUCUACCCCAACCACGAUUUUCCCUCGGUCGCGACUGGGUACCACGAUUCAUACAACGACAUCCCCAUCUACAGGUCGCUAUUGGGCGACGGAUCGAAACUGUACGCAUGGACGGUGCAACAAAACCAGUGCUUACGGCAUGGUUUAACGCGUACACCAAGGUGGUUCAAGAGUUUGGAAUCACGCAAGAGAACACAUAUAACAUGGAUGAAUCCGGAUUUUCGAUUGGGACAAUGGAAUCUACUCGAAUUAUACUUGAUUCAACGCUUCGUACGAAGCAUCAAGCGCAUCCUGGCCGUCAGGAAUGGGUUUCGAUGGUCGAGUGCAUCUGCGCAGAUGGAACCAUCCUCCCACCCCUCGGGAUCUUUAAGGGCAAGAACUUUCUCCAAUCAUGGAUUCCGCCCGCAGUCAUCGACCAGUGGUUCUUCUCUGCGAAUACGAAAGGCUGGACAAGCAACCUCCAUGGGUUGGAGUGGUUAAAACGCAUCUUCGAGCCAACAACACGUACAAAAGCAGAUGGUCAGCACCGGCUUCUUAUAUGUGAUGGCCACGACUCACACAUUAGCGGGAGUUUCAUUGCGCAUUGCAUGCAGAACCAUAUUGUAUUACUGAUACUUCCCCCUCAUACAUCGCACUUACUACAACCACUGGAUGUUGCGAUAUUCGGCCCGCUAAAAAAGCGUCUGACAGCAGCGCUCUCCCCACUCAACCAAGCGCAACUUGCGCGCAUAAGAAGUAUGAAUGGAUGGAGGCAUACAUCCAGGCACGGCUUGAUGUAUGCAACCAUCAGAACAUUGAGUCAGCAUACCGUGGCGCUGGCUUGUUUCCUUUUAAUCCCCAGCGAGCAUUGCGUACGCUGCUCAAUGCUGAACCAUCAGUCGAGGCUGACCGACCAAAAACACCACAUCAGUAUGAUAUUUUUGACCGAGUCUUUAUCAACAGCUCCCCCCCAGAUGGGAUGACCUUACGCUCUGCAAAUGCGCUUCUUACAACUACGAUUAAUAGUGGUGGGGUGCUGUCAACACCAGUGCGGACGUACAUCCAAAAACUCACAGUUGCGUCAGAGCAACUUCGAGCACGCAGCAUUGUCCACCAACUCGAUGCCAACAACCUGCGAUUAGUUAUAAAGCAACGUACGGUACGUACGAAGGGGAAAAGGGUUAUUCUGAAGGGUCACUUUCAUGUUUCUAUGCAAGAGUUGUGUGAUGUGGUGAUGGAGGCGGAAAAGGCGACACAUAACCCAAGUAAGAAAAAGCGCAAAACAAAGGAUAAGAACGCCUCCUCAGACAUUGAAAUUGAUGAGUAUAUUGAGGAAGAAGCAGGGGAACAAUCUAAGAGUGAUGGUGGAUCAUGUAUUAUCGUUGAUUGUAGUUAAAUUUACAGAUUUGUUGUGUUCUCUUCAAAUUUCCACCGCGUUACGCCAUCCCCCGCGUUACGCCACGACUUACGUUACUCAGAGAUCUUCGAGUAGAGUACUGUUUUUUGGGCUCGAGUAGAGUAGUACUCGAGUAUAAAAAUGAAAACAUGAUUGAUAGCUAUAUAG
Molecule: messenger RNA, 1982 nt
Organism: Pseudogymnoascus destructans
Lineage: Eukaryota; Fungi; Ascomycota; Leotiomycetes; Thelebolales; Thelebolaceae
Exons: 1
Coding region: 97-1401 (434 amino acids)
Cellular component (GO): nucleus
Molecular function (GO): DNA binding
Source: RefSeq, a predicted model, not a curated record